Acanthoscelides obtectus is the source of this 1043-nucleotide messenger RNA. The record is from the annotation of a GenBank genome assembly. NCBI's taxonomy places the organism in Eukaryota, Metazoa, Arthropoda, Insecta, Coleoptera, Chrysomelidae.
UAUUAGGCAAGGCGCGCACUGAGGUAGUGUGGUAGUGGGGUAAGUGGUGAGGUAUUGGAGUGGUGUGAGAGGCAUAGGGAUGGUAAAAUUUGGCGUGGCGAUCGGAAUAGCGGCGAAGUGGUAUGAAAGUGAUAUAUAGCGCACUGAAGUGGCAAACAAGUCAGUUGAUGUCACCGGUUUACCAUGUCGUCCUCAGAAGAUGAAGAUGCCCUUUUAUUUAUGCAACUUGUUAAUCUAAUGUUAUAAGUCAGGAGACGAAGAAGAAACGGCAUUGGGUCAUCCGCUGUGGCAAAAAAAUAAAAAGUUUGGAAUUUUAAUGUUUAUAAAAAGGAUUUGAACUGGGCAACCAAAAAUUUAAAGUUUUCUAUCGAAUGAAGAAAGAGACUUUUAGCAAGUUACUGACUAAACUACGGCCUAUGCUUCAAAAAAAGAAUACGAACUUCAGGAAAUGUGUUUCUCCCGAAGAGAAGCGUUCUAAUAACACUGAGGUAUUUUGCAACCGGCUGCAAUCUAAAGGCACUAUCAUCACGUUAGACUUGCCAGACCCAUCUCCAUUACCAGGACAAGACACAAAUUUUCCAUUUUAUUUUGCUGCAGACGAAGCUUUUCCAUUGAUGUGUACUAUAAUGAAACCCUACCCUAAAAGAGGCUUAACAAAUAGAAAAAGGGUAUUCAAUGGUAGGUUAUCAAGAGGUCGCAAAUCAGUUGAAUGCUCAUUUGGAAUGAUGUCAUCCAAGUUCAGAAUUUUACACACAACAAUUGGUCUUAAUAUAAAUACAGUGGACAAUAUUGUUAAAGCAGUGUGCUUACUGCAUAAUUUUAUUAAAAAAGAGGAAGGUAUAUUUUCGCGCCCGCGAGGAAAGAAAGGAAAUGAUGAUGACAUAGAAGUAGAAAAUGAGGAACAGCCUUAUCCGAGACUCUCAAAUCAAAGAAGAGCUACCAAUCCAGCAAUUGCUACACGGGAGAAACUUUGUGAUUUUUUUUUAACAGUGGACGGGUCACUUAAAGGUCAAAAACGAUUUUGUGUGAAAACAAGAAGAUAA